Corticium candelabrum is the source of this 701-nucleotide messenger RNA. RefSeq lists its product as uncharacterized. The coding region runs from base 38 to 571 and encodes 177 amino acids. Lineage: Eukaryota; Metazoa; Porifera; Homoscleromorpha; Homosclerophorida; Plakinidae. The transcript has a single exon. The record is from RefSeq and is a predicted model, not a curated record.
CGAACGCGCAGUAGUGUUUGUACGGUCUCUAUAUACAAUGCGAGGGUUGAGCACCGCCGUCGGUCUCCUUCUCUUUGCUCACACGUUUGCCGAGCGCUCUCGCAGAUGCUACGCCUGCGUUGCUCGAUCGCCCGUCGGACCUGAAGAGUUGAUAUGCAGUCCCGACGCGCCGUCGUCGAGUCUUUCCGUUAUCAACUGCACCAGCAACUGCAGCCUGACGGACACGCGAAUUUUUGGGAGACUCUUUCAGAGGCACAUGGACUGUGACACGGAUUGUAGAGAAGGCAGACUGGUGGUUGAUGUACAUCACGAGGAUGUUACGUCUUGCUGCACGGAUGAUCUCUGCAACCGUCCGGACUCCCCAGCUACUGCUACUGCUACUGGUUCCACCGCUUUGGCAACAAGCAUGGCAACAACAGAAAACAAAGCGAGCUCGAACGGUACCGUGACUCUCACGGUUUCUACAGACGAAAACUCCACACGGGUAGAGACUGGCACAGGGAGCUACGUCGUUCUUAGACCAUCUGUCCUGGUGCUGGUGCUUGUUAGUGGCUGUUCUCUCUGGCAUUAGAGACUCGUUUCUACAUGAUAGCUAUACACGCGUGCCAGUGGUAUCAUUGUUUUGUUUGAGAGGGUUGUAGAUGCUCGAGGCAGUCUGGAUAUGUUUCGGAUUAGUAUUCAAGAUAUGGUUUUGAAAAUUC